Messenger RNA from Acanthosepion pharaonis, 1683 nucleotides. Lineage: Eukaryota; Metazoa; Mollusca; Cephalopoda; Sepiida; Sepiidae. The record is from the annotation of a GenBank genome assembly.
AUGAAAGUAGCCUGCUCUUUAUUGAGCAGUGGCAAAUACCUUUUAGAUCCUGAACUCCGAGCACGCCAGGUUGUUCAUGUAGCCAGAAAUUCUGACAUUCAGUUUUGCAAAUCAUUUUGGUCACUCCUAGAAAAUGAUCUUUCUUCACAUCUGCCAUUGUUAUCUGGUUUUAUGGUUCAAGUGAAUGCCAUUAUCACUCUUCCCCCGGUGACUUUUGAACUACCUGCAAGGGACCCAAGUAAAGAAAAAACUGUAAAAGUAUCACCACCCUCUGUUUAUACAGGAGCAACAUCUGUUCAAUUCCGAUUAAUCUCUUCUGAAUACAGAGAAGGACAGGAAAUCUUACUAAAGAACCUGUCAAUCUUAAGACUUUCUGCCAAAAAUCAGCCUCUUUCACGGAGCCUUUUGUUCCAUAUCCAUGGUGGAGGAUUUGUGUCACAAUCAUCCAAAUCCCAUGAGGUUUAUUUGCGGCAGUGGGCACGAGAUCUGAAGGUUCCUGUCAUAUCGGUUGACUAUUCUCUGGCACCUGAGAAUCCAUUUCCACGUGCUCUUGAAGAAUGUUUCUAUGUCUUGGUGCCCUCACCAUCUCGUCUCCUCAGCGUCAUGGAUCCACUUUUACCAGUUGGUGUCAUGCUUAAAUGUCUUGAUGCCUACAUUGGAACUGCCACAGUAUCCUAUAACUAUGGUCAAAGAGAAGAGAACCAUGAAGAUGAACCAAUUGAGGAAUCUCCCAAUACAGCUCAACUGACUGUCAACCCUGAGUUCUCCUCUUGUCCUGCCACUCCACUUACUGACAAUGAGCGGUUACAUUUAGAGGCAAAAGAUUUAGAAAACAAUAUUAUCCAACCCCCAAACACCUUCCUUCCUUCAGAUAUUGGAGACUUAUUUGGCACUUCCAAGUCUCAAACACCUUCAGAGAAAUCAGAUUAUUCAACACCACAAGGCUUGUCUCCAGUGAAAGUCACCAAUAAUCAGGUUUCCCUUUCUGACCAAGAAGAUGAAGAUGGCUGGGAGGACAUAUGUAAUAUUGUCAUACCACAGACAAUGCCAUUGGUUGAAUCUGAGGAUAUUGUCUUCUCUCAGUUCUCAGAUCAAACCCCAAGCUCAGCUGCUGUGGAUAGUUAUUCUUCAGUUAGGCAGCAACUCUUCAAGACCAGUCCUGAUAGUGGAAUCUCACUAAAUGAUAGUCGCUCUAGAAACUGUGAUAAAAAUUUUGUCUCUGAACCCAAUUUGGACCUUGAUUCUUCUUCUGGUCUACCUUCUUCACCCAAUCCAAUCAGCCAUAGUAUCUCAACCCCUGCAUUUCACAUCAGGCGACCAGAAAAUGUCAAUAUCAGAAGACCCCACCUUACAUCUUUUGAGCCACAAAAUGUUCAGUUGGCUCUUGAACGUUUCCUCAAACUGCCUGUGAUAAAGAAUCCUUUGGUUUCUCCAAUUUUUGCAUCUGAUGAACAGUUGCGAAUGUUUCCAGAAAUCAGUUUAGUGACUUGUCAUUUUGAUCCAUUGUUGGAUGAUUCUGUUCAACUCUGCAAAAGGAUGAGGCAGUUAGGAAAAACAGCCGACCUAACAGUUUUAGAAGACCUUCCUCAUGGUUUCCUUAAUUUUGCACUAAUAAGCAAGGAAGCACGGCAAGGAUCAAAUGUUUGUGUUUCUAAACUUCGCAAACUGCUACAAGUUAGCUGA